AUGAGGACUGAAGAGGCGAACCGUCUCAAAGAUAAGAUGGAAGAGCUUUCUCUUAAAUCUUCUAAAGCUAAUCUUGUUGAAUUUUCUGGUACUGUUGUGAAAGACAGGUUCAAAGGCAAACAGAAGAAAGUCUCGAAAAAGGAACAUAUGAAGAAGAAAAAUCAAUUCAACAAGCCGGAGAGGCUGCCAAGUGCUAUCAAAGAAAAUGGCAAGCAGGAAGGACAAAGUGAUGUCCAAGCUCAUCUUGCUGAGGGUAAUGAAAUGAUUGUUGUUGUAGUCGUUGAGGCAAAUCUGGUGGCUAACAAAACUGACUGGGUGUUGGAAACAUGCGCUUCAACGCAUUUUUGUUCUAAUAAGAAUUUAUUUCAUGACUUUGAGGAGUCCACUGAAGGCGAGUGUGUAUAUAUGGGUAACUCCACUACUGCUGUAGUAAUGGGAGCAAAAUAUGCCAAGAAACCUUUCAAAUCUGUUAUUAGUAGAAAGACCGAAUUACUUGAACUAAUACAUUCAGAUUUAGCAGAUUUCAAGAACACUAUUAGAAAAGGUGGGAAAAAGUAUUAUAUUACUUUUGUUGAUGACUUUUCUAGAUACACUAAGGUGGAGAAUACUUCUAUCAUAUCUAAACUGUCAAAUCAAGAAGAGGAUGAGGAAGAGGAAGAUGUCCCUCAAGGGGCAGAAAUCUCAGAUUCAGAUGAUGAAGAACCACCUCCAAGAGGAACAAAAAUAUUGAGUGAAAUUUAUCAAAGAUUCUACUUUACCAGUGUUGAGCAAGAAAAUUAUGAGAAGACAAUAAAGCACGAUGUUUGGAACAAAGCCAUGGCUGAAGAAAUUCGGAUGAUUGAGAAAAUUAAUACUUGGGAGUGUGUGACUAUACCCAAAGAAAGAAAAGUUGUAAAUCUAAAAUGGAUUUACAAAACCAAACUCAAUCAAGAAGGAGAUAUUCAAGAGAACAACUUGCUGACAUCUUCACCAAAGCACUUCCAAGAGAAAAGUUUUGCUAUCUUCGAGAAGGCAUUGGAGUUGUCAAGCAAAUGCAUUAAGGGGUAG
Messenger RNA from Solanum tuberosum (potato), 1047 nucleotides. RefSeq lists its product as uncharacterized. The transcript has 4 exons. The coding region runs from base 1 to 1047 and encodes 348 amino acids. The record is from RefSeq and is a predicted model, not a curated record. NCBI's taxonomy places the organism in Eukaryota, Viridiplantae, Streptophyta, Magnoliopsida, Solanales, Solanaceae.